Messenger RNA from Gossypium raimondii (Peruvian cotton), 951 nucleotides. Its product is annotated as beta-amyrin 11-oxidase. Gene Ontology annotation, molecular function: iron ion binding; monooxygenase activity; heme binding. The record is from RefSeq and is a predicted model, not a curated record. The coding region runs from base 457 to 822 and encodes 121 amino acids. Lineage: Eukaryota; Viridiplantae; Streptophyta; Magnoliopsida; Malvales; Malvaceae. The transcript is spliced from 2 exons.
UCUCCCUCCCGGUGAUAUGGGGUGGCCAUUGAUCGGGAACAUGAGGUCUUCCGUAAGAGCUUACAAAUCCCAAAAUCCAGAAUCCUUUAUCGGCAAUUUGAAACGAAGGUUUAAGUCUCUACCAUAAUCAGGCUUCUUAAUAUUUUAAACAAAUCUAAGAUGGAAGCAAUCCAGGUACGGUGAAACAGGGAUUUAGAAGACCAAUUUGUUUCGGAACCCAAGCAUCAUAGUUUGUAGUCCGGAGCUAUGCAGGAAGGUGUUGACAGAUGAUGAGCAAUUUCAUUUUGGUUACCCUCUUUCAAGUCUAGUUCUGGAUGGAAUGCCAUCGGAUCACAUAUCGGGUUCGGGUCACAAGCGAUUUCACGGGCUAACAACGAGCAGUCCCACUCGAAACGAACCGCUCAUAUAGGGAGUGUUGAAGAAAUCGUUACCAGUGCACUGGAAGAAUGUAGUAAGAUGAAGGAACCAAUCCUUUUCUUCCAUGAGAUGAAUAAGAUUGUUUUCAAUACUGUUAUCGCAUCAAUGGAGAAGUCUUAUACAGAUUUAUUCUCUGGAUUAUUUUGCACUCCUAUUAACAGCCCUGGUUUUGCAUACCAUAAAGCAGUCAAGGCAAGGAAGAAGCUGGUGAAAGAGAUUCAAGGCGUAUUGGGUGAAAAGAGAGAGAGGAAACGUAAUGACCCAAACUCAAAGAUCAUAUGGACCCUGAAAUUUAUCCCAACCCAAAAGAAUUCCUUCCUUCAAGAUGGGAUGGUUUUAAACCCAAGGCAGGAGCUUUUCUACCCUUUGGAGCAGGAAGUAGUACUUGUCCUGGAGCUGAUCUAGCCAAACUUGUGAUCUCCAUUUUCCUUCAUUGUUUCAUCCUUCACUAUAAGUGGGUUUACUUACAAAAAUUUCUAAUCAAAUUAUACUUUUCAUAUCUGUACUGUAUUCAAUUUGGAAAUUUAGUUUUUA